This is a messenger RNA of Saccoglossus kowalevskii, 4474 nucleotides long. RefSeq names its product DNA-directed RNA polymerase II subunit RPB2. The record is from RefSeq and is a predicted model, not a curated record. NCBI's taxonomy places the organism in Eukaryota, Metazoa, Hemichordata, Enteropneusta, Harrimaniidae. Gene Ontology annotation, molecular function: DNA-directed RNA polymerase activity; ribonucleoside binding; DNA binding. Gene Ontology annotation, biological process: DNA-templated transcription.
UCUGACUGUGUCCAAUGGCGGACUAGUUGCGUACUAUCUCGUUGCUGUUGAGAAUCUCUGCUCAUCGACAACAUCCGAACUGCAAUCGAAGAUUAAUUCAUUUGAUUAUCAACUUCAAUUAAACUAAAGUUGUUUGCAUAAUGUAUGAACAAGAAGAUGAGAUAUACGAUGAGGACGAAUCUGACGAAAUCACCCCCGAUCUCUGGCAGGAGGCAUGUUGGAUCGUUAUUAGUUCGUACUUUGAUGAGAAGGGUUUAGUGAGACAACAACUUGACUCGUUUGAUGAGUUUAUUCAGAUGUCUGUACAGCGGAUAGUGGAAGACUCCCCACCUAUAGAGUUACAAGCAGAGGCUACACACACAACAAUCGAAGUCGAAGUACCGACGAGGUAUAUACUGAAGUUUGAACAGAUUUAUUUAUCAAAACCUACACAUUGGGAAAAAGAUGGUGCACCAAGUCCUAUGAUGCCCAAUGAAGCAAGACUCAGAAAUCUGACGUACUCUGCACCUCUAUAUGUGGAUAUCACCAAAACUAUUGUGAAAGAAGGAGAUGAACCACAGGAAACUCAACAUCAGAAGACGUUUAUCGGCAAGAUACCUAUCAUGUUACGGUCUACUUAUUGUCUGUUGAGUGGUCUGACUGAUCGUGAUUUGACAGAAUUGAAUGAAUGUCCUCUAGACCCUGGAGGAUACUUCAUCAUCAAUGGUUCAGAAAAAGUUUUGAUAGCUCAAGAAAAAAUGGCUACAAAUACUGUAUAUGUAUUCGCUAAGAAAGAUUCCAAGUACGCUUACACUGGUGAGUGUAGGUCAUGUUUGGAGCAUUCUUCCAGACCUACCAGUACACUAUGGGUGCAUAUGAUGGCAAGAGGAGGUCAGGGUGUAAGAAAGAGUGCUAUAGGACAGCGUAUAGUUGCUGCAUUGCCGUAUAUAAGACAGGAAAUUCCAAUCAUGAUAGUAUUUCGUGCAUUGGGAUUUGUCUCUGAUAGAGAUAUCUUAGAACAUAUUAUUUAUGAUUUUGAUGAUCCUGAAAUGAUGGAGAUGGUAAAACCAUCGUUGGAUGAAGCUUUUGUUAUUCAAGAACAGAAUGUUGCCUUAAAUUUUAUUGGUGCUCGUGGAGCCAGGCCUGGUGUUACCAAGGAAAGACGUAUCAAAUAUGCCAGAGAAAUCCUACAGAAAGAAAUGCUGCCACAUGUUGGUGUCAGUGACUUUUGUGAAACAAAGAAAGCUUACUUUUUAGGAUACAUGGUACAUAGGCUCUUAUUGGCUGCUUUAGGACGGCGUGAAUUAGAUGACAGGGAUCACUAUGGCAACAAAAGGUUGGAUUUAGCUGGACCGUUGCUAGCCUUCCUGUUUCGACAUCUCUUCAAGAAUCUUAUGAAGGAAGUAAGAAUAUAUGCACAGAAAUUUAUUGACAAGGGAAAGGAUUUCAAUUUAGAAUUGGCCAUCAAAACUAGAAUUAUCACCGAUGGGUUGAAGUAUUCCCUGGCUACUGGUAACUGGGGUGAGCAGAAGAAAGCUCAUCAGGCUAGAGCAGGUGUCUCACAGGUGUUGAACAGACUGACAUUUGCCUCUACAUUGUCACAUUUGCGUCGUCUGAACUCUCCCAUUGGUCGAGAUGGUAAACUUGCAAGGCCUCGUCAGCUUCAUAACACCUUGUGGGGCAUGAUAUGUCCAGCAGAAACACCUGAGGGUCAAGCUGUAGGACUUGUCAAGAACUUAGCAUUAAUGGCAUACAUCUCUGUAGGAUCACAGCCAAGUCCUAUCUUAGAAUUCUUGGAAGAAUGGAGUAUGGAGAAUUUAGAAGAGAUAGCAGCAUCAGCCAUCAAUGAAGCUACUAAAAUCUUUGUGAAUGGAUGUUGGGUUGGAAUACACAGAGAUCCUGAACAGUUGAUGAACACUCUAAAGAAACUCAGAAGACAGAUGGAUAUCAUUGUAUCUGAGGUAUCUAUGGUGAGAGACAUCAGAGAGAAGGAAAUCCGAAUCUAUACUGAUGCAGGUCGAAUCUGUAGACCUCUGCUAAUUGUAGAGAAACAGAAGUUAUUACUCAAGAAAAAACACAUUGAUAUGUUGAAAGAAAGAGAAUAUAACAAUUACAGUUGGCAAGACCUUGUUGCUAGUGGUGUUGUAGAAUACAUAGAUACGUUAGAAGAAGAGACUGUUAUGCUAGCAAUGACCCCAGAUGAUUUACAAGAGAAAGGCAUGGGAUAUUGUUCUACCUAUACACACUGUGAGAUCCAUCCAUCAAUGAUACUGGGUGUGUGUGCUUCUAUUAUUCCAUUUCCUGAUCAUAACCAGUCGCCUCGUAAUACCUACCAAUCAGCUAUGGGUAAGCAAGCGAUGGGCGUCUACAUCACCAAUUACCAUGUACGAAUGGACACAUUAGCUCAUGUACUGUACUAUCCACAAAAACCCUUAGUUACAACCAGAUCCAUGGAAUAUCUGAGGUUUAGGGAAUUGCCAGCUGGUAUCAAUUCCAUUGUUGCCAUUGCAUCAUAUACCGGAUAUAAUCAGGAAGAUUCUGUCAUUAUGAAUCUAUCAGCAGUAGAAAGGGGAUUUUUUAGGUCUGUCUUUUACCGCUCGUACAGAGACCAGGAAUCUAAGAAAGGGCUAGAUCAGGAAGAAGUGUUUGAGAAACCUGAUAGAGAAAGCUGUCAAGGUAUGAGAAUGGCUGUCUAUGAUAAACUAGAUGAUGAUGGUAUUAUUGCACCAGGAUCACGUGUAUCCGGUGAUGAUGUAUUGAUUGGGAAAACAGUCACACUGCCUGAAAAUGAUGAUGAGCUUGAAGGAACUACCAGGAGGUUCACCAAGAGAGAUUCAAGUACAUUUAUGCGUAGAACUGAGACCGGUAUUGUAGAUCAAGUCAUGGUAUCCAUCAACCAGGAGGGCUAUAAAUUUUGCAAGAUAAAAAUUCGAUCUGUUAGAAUUCCGCAAAUAGGUGAUAAGUUUGCUAGCCGUCAUGGUCAAAAAGGAACAUGUGGCAUCCAAUACAGGCAAGAGGAUAUGCCGUUUACAGCGGAAGGUAUCACACCAGAUAUUAUCAUCAAUCCUCAUGCUAUUCCCAGUCGUAUGACUAUUGGUCAUUUAAUUGAGUGUUUACAAGGCAAGGUAUCAGCUAAUAAAGGUGAAAUUGGUGACGCUACCCCAUUCAAUGAUACUGUGAAUGUACAGAAGAUAUCAAAUCUACUGCAUGAGUACGGCUACCACCUUAGGGGUAAUGAGGUUCUGUACAAUGGUUUCACUGGUAGAAAGCUAGGUACACAGAUAUUUAUUGGACCCACCUAUUACCAACGUUUGAAGCACAUGGUGGAUGAUAAGAUUCAUUCUCGUGCUAGGGGUCCAUUGCAGAUAUUAAACAGACAACCUAUGGAAGGAAGAUCACGUGAUGGUGGUCUUCGUUUUGGUGAAAUGGAACGGGAUUGCCAGAUAUCACAUGGUGCUGCUCAGUUCUUGCGAGAGCGUCUGUUUGAGGUAUCCGACCCUUACAGAGUUCAUGUAUGCAAUCUGUGUGGUCUGAUUGCCAUUGCUAAUCUUAGAAAUAACACAUUUGAAUGUAGAGGAUGCAAGAACAAGACACAGAUUUCACAGAUUCGUUUGCCAUAUGCCUGUAAGUUAUUAUUCCAAGAAUUGAUGUCAAUGAGUAUAGCCCCUAGAAUGAUGGUCUUACCGUAAUAUCUGCUACUCUGCUUUGAUGAAACUCAACUUGACUGUUGAUUGAUGGAGACGUGGAAUAGGAAGUUUGCAACAUACUUGUUUAUUGUGACAAAGUGUGGUACAUUUUGUCAGAUAUGUUGCAUUGCCUGUGAAGGAUUUGGAGCUAUUAACUUAUAUUAACAUUACAUUACAAUUUGUCAACUGCUUAACAUAAAAUUUGGUGUUUUUUAAAGUAAAUUAAAGUGCAUCAAGUAAAUGCACAAUGUCAUAAACUAGUUUUAGCUACAGUAGCUAAUUCUAUCGCUAUAUUGUUCUUAGCCAAGUUAAACCUUUUGUAGCGCAUUUGCAAAUCGUGAGAAAUAAAAAAUUACAAAAUUUUCUCUGAUUCAUGUACGAAAAUGCAAUGUACUACAUAUUGAGGAACAUGUUUUUCUGAUGUUUAAAUUGCAUUUAUGGGGGAGAUGACACUCUUUUAAAUGAUGUUCAUUUUUGCUGAAUAAAUUAUGGUUUGAAAUAAUUGCCAGGCAAGUCUAAAAUAAAUUCAACUCUGAGAAAGGGUUAGCAGAAAUCCAGGACCAAACUCAGUUGAUCAUGACAUUGGACUAUGAAUGCAACUGCCUUGAUUGCCCUUCAGCAUUUUUUUCCGAAUUUCUAUCAGACAUUUUUAGAAAUUAAAGUGUUGAAAUUGAAUGCCCUCAGAGUACUGAAGUUCAAGUCUUGUGACGCACAUUUGUGGACAACACAGCCAAUAUAGUGUAUUUUAGACAGGGGUGGGAAGUUGAAUUAACAAUCUAUUGUGAAAUAAAGCAACAUUUUUUCAUUAA